Messenger RNA from Myotis davidii, 6450 nucleotides. It is a transcript of the gene CCDC186, whose product is annotated as coiled-coil domain containing 186. Gene Ontology annotation, biological process: vesicle cytoskeletal trafficking. Bases 98 to 2815 code for a protein of 905 amino acids. Gene Ontology annotation, cellular component: trans-Golgi network. Gene Ontology annotation, molecular function: small GTPase binding. The transcript is spliced from 16 exons. The record is from RefSeq and is a predicted model, not a curated record. NCBI's taxonomy places the organism in Eukaryota, Metazoa, Chordata, Mammalia, Chiroptera, Vespertilionidae.
UGGCCCCAGGGCGGGGCUCCCGCGGCCUCGCUAGGAGUGCAGAUGGAGGCUCGGAGAAGUGGGAUGUAAAAAGAAGAUCAGGAACAGAUUUGAAGAAAUGCAGAGUGAGUUGGUGCAAGUCAGCAUGUCAGAGACAGAGCACACAGCCUCCAUUUGCUCUGAUAAAAAUAUUGGGAAAACACCUGAACUAAAGGAAAACUCAAGCAACUCGUUUUCUGGUGAUGAAAGCAGCAGCAUAGAAAAUGAGUCCCAACUAUUGUCAUUAAACUUGGAUAAAACUUCAUGUCAGCCUAAUGAACGCAGUAAUCAAAUUGAAGCACAGGAGAACUGUAUGCCAGAUCAUGGUGGAGGUGAAGAUUCUAAAACAGACUUAUGCUCAGAAAAUUCUGAACAAGUAGCUAGUUUUCCUGGUGGAGAUUUUACAAAGCAAGUUUCGAAAACAAAUGAAACCGAACAGACAGUAAGUCAAAUAUUGGCAGAAUUAAGGUCCUCCACCUUUACAGAAGCAGCUAGUCAAAAGACAUACUCCGAAAGUCCCUAUGAUACAGACUGCACCAAGAAACUUAUUUCAAAGAUAAAGAAUGUUUCAACAUCAGAGGAUUUGUUAGAAGAAAUAGAAUCUGAGCUCUUAUCUACGGAUUUUGCAGAACACCGAGUACCAAAUGGAAUGAAUAGGGGAGAACAUGCAUUAAUUAUGUCUGAAAAGUGUGUGCAAGAUAAGUAUUUGCAGCAGGAACACACCAUAAAGAAGUUAAUUAAAGAAAAUAAGAAGCAUCAGGAGCUCAUUUUAGAUAUAUGUUCAGAAAAAGACAAUUUAAGAGAAGAACUAAAAAAAAGAACAGAAACAGAGAAGCAGCAUAUGAACACAAUUAAACAGUUAGAAUCAAAAAUAGAGGAACUUAAUAAAGAAGUUAAAGCUUCCAAAGAUAAACUAAUAGCUCAAGAUACUGCAACUAAAAAUGCAGUUCAGCAGUUACACAAAGAGAUGGCCCAUCGGAUGGAACAGGCCAAUAAGAAAUGUGAAGAGGCUCGCCAGGAAAAAGAAGCAAUGAUAAUGAAGUAUGUAAGAGGUGAGAAAGAAGCUUUAGACCUCCGAAAGGAAAAAGAGAUACUUGAGAGGAAACUUAGAGAUGCAAAUAAAGAAACUGAGAAAAACACUAACAAAAUUAAGUUGCUUUCUCAAGAGAAAGGACGUUUGCACCAACUGUAUGAAACAAAGGAAGGUGAAACUACUAGACUCAUCAGAGAAAUAGACAAACUAAAGGAAGAGAUCAACUCUCACAUCAUUAAAGUAAAAUGGGCACAAAACAAAUUAAAAGUGGAAAUGGAUUUGCACAAGGAAACCAAAGAUAAACUCAAAGAGACAACAACAAAGUUAACCCAAGCAAAGGAAGAAGCAGAUCAGAUACGAAAAAAUUGUCAGGAUAUGAUAAAAACAUACCAGGAGUCAGAAGAAAUUAAAUCAAAUGAGCUUGAUGCCAAGCUCAGAGUCACAAAAGGAGAGCUUGAAAAACAAAUGCAGGAAAAAUCUGACCAGCUAGAGAUGCAUCAUGCCAAAAUCAAGGAACUGGAGGAUCUGAAGAGGACAUUUAUGGAGGGCAUGGAUGAGCUACGAACACUGAGAACAAAGGUGAAAUGUCUAGAAGAUGAACGAUUAAGAACAGAAGAUGAAUUAUCGAAAUAUAAGGAAAUUAUUAAUCGCCAGAAAGCUGAAAUUCAGAACUUCUUGGACAAAAUGAAAAUUGCAGAUCAGAUACAGGAGCAAUAUCAAAGAGGUAAACAAGAAAUUGAGAAUUUGAAGGAAGAAGUGGAAAGUCUUAAUUCUUUGAUUAAUGACCUACAAAAAGACAUCGAAGGCAGUCGGAAAAGAGAAUCUGAGCUACUGCUGUUUACAGAAAAGCUUACUAGUAAGAACGCGCAACUUCAGUCUGAAUGCAAUUCUUUACGGUCCCAGUGUGACAAGCUUUCCUGUAGUGAAAGCCAGUUACAAAGCCAGUGUGAGCAAAUGAAACAGACAACUACCAACUUGGAAAGUAGAUUGUUGAAAGAGGAAGAACUGCGAAAAGAGGAAGUCCAGGCUCUGCAAGCUGAACUCACUUGUAAACAAACAGAAGUUAAAGCAUUGAGUACCCAAGUUGAAGAAUUAAAAGAUGAUUUAGUAACUCAGAGACGUAAGCAUGCCUCUAGUGUCAAGGACCUUACCAAACAACUUCAGCAAGCACGAAGAAAAUUAGAUCAGGUCGAGAAUGGAGGCUAUGAUAAAGAAGUCAGCAGCAUGGGAAGUCGUUCUAGUUCAUCAGGGUCCAUUAAUGCCCGAAGCAGUGCAGAAGAUCGAUCUCCGGAAAACACCGGGUCGUCGGUGGCUGUGGAUAACUUCCCGGAAGUAGACAAGGCCAUGUUGAUUGAGAGGAUAGUAAGGCUGCAGAAAGCACAUGCCCGAAAGCAUGAAAAGAUAGAGUUUAUGGAGGAUCACAUCAAACAAUUGGUGGAAGAAAUUAGGAAAAAAACAAAAAUCAUUCAGAGUUACAUUUUACGGGAAGAGGCAGGCACCCUUUCUUCAGAGGCAUCUGAUUUUAACAAAGUCCACCUAAGUAGACGGGGUGGCAUCAUGGCGUCUCUAUACACAUCCCAUCCAGCUGAUAGUGGACUGACAUUGGAACUCUCUCUGGAGAUCAACCGAAAAUUACAGGCUGUUUUGGAAGAUACGUUACUAAAAAAUAUUACUUUGAAGGAAAAUCUACAAACACUUGGAACAGAAAUAGAACGUCUUAUUAAACACCAGCACGAACUAGAACAGAGGACGAAGAAAACCUAACACGAAACUGCUGCUCAGGGACGAGAGAACAACCACACGAGGAGCAGGGUCACUGCCCGUAUUGUUGGAACCCUCCCCAGUGUAUCAGCCAGUAAAGAGUGAUCGAUUGACCUUACAGAAAAGUACCUUUACCUUAGGAAUGCAUUGCAGUGUGUCCUGUAAGAGUGUAGACUUGAUGGAAUCUGUUUUCGUAUGGUGACAGUCACCAUAGAACCAAAACAACCUAGUUUAAUUUGCUAAGAAUCAUCGAAAUGCUCAACAUACAAGGGCUUUUGGAAAACCCUUCUCCAUUUUUUCCACUUUAAAACACAUCAUGUCAAAAAUGAUCCAGCUUUUUAAAAUUAUGCAUGAAAGGACCAGUAAUAUGCUAUUUUCCUAACUUAAAAGAAAACUAAAAAAUAAAAAAUUUUGUCUUGACAUUCCAAUAUUUCAUUUGGUUGUGUUUUAGGGAGGGUACCAGUGAUCCUUAAAUCUAUUAAUUUUAAUGGAAGCUAAUAGGAAAGCUAGCUUGAGGUAAUUGGCCCAUGAUCAGGUAUGUACCUUAUCUGGGCUAGGUACAUUUUUUUUCAGAUUUAAAUUGUUUGAGUUCAUAGUUGAGUUUUUUAAAUCUUCAGUUACAUAAAAUAUGAUUUAAAAUAACAUGCUCAUUUAGAAAAUUCCUGUGGACUUCAUUUAUAUUUUAAAAUGUGAAAUUGACUAGUUAUUAAAACAGAUGAAUAGUGAAUUCUUUGAAACUGAAAUACUUGCGUUUUACUAAUAUCAAAUGCAAAGAUAAAUGUUUAAAAUAUUUAUGAAGAUUCUGUUCCCAAGAGAAUGCACUCAUUCUGUACUGUUUAAGCUCCCAUUCUUCACUAUUGAUAUACUUACUUGUUAUAGUGGAGUGAUCCAACAAUCCCCACAUAUGAGGCGUUUCAGUGUAUUUAUUUAAAACACAAAAUAAUUACUUCUCUGUAACCAAAGGGAUUUUAGAGCCAAAUUUAUGUAUCCUAUUGGAUUUUUACAAUAUUUAUUUGCAAUGUGGCAACUUAAAUAUUGCCAGUUGUGGUGUCAGUAUUUCUAUGUCAUUGAAUUUUUCUUGCUUCUUAUAAUUUCUCAUCUGUUAUAAUUUCUGUGUGCAGUUUAUAUUUUUGUCUUGCAGAAAGCCUCAUUUUUGUUUUGGGUUUUUGCAUUCUUUUUUCUCCCCUUAAGUAAGCUUUGGGAUGAUAGAUUAAAAGCCUUUCAAGAAUUGUAUGGUUCUCAAAGUUGGGCUCGUGGUGGCAAUAUCCCUUUCAUGGAUUUUAACAUUUUUUUUUUAGUCAUCAUUGUUUAAAAAGAUAAUUUACUAAGGGUUAGAUGAUUCAUUAUAUUGUUUUUUCUGUAUAUUGAGUUAUGUAUUGUCAUCCCAAAACAAAACGUUUUUACUUCAAAAUGGAUAUACAAGUUUUAAAAAUUUUUUAAAUAGCUGUUAAAAAGUAUUAGUCUUACAAUAAUGUGUCUUGUUCUUUUUACCAAUAGUAAUUUAUCAGAAUAAGAGGGUAAGUGCAAUCAAAUCGGAAUUAUUUUCCCAUUUGCUUCUAGACAUCUAGUUGAUACUCCCAAAGACUACUUAGAGUAGCCAAGGUAACUAAAUUUUUACGGCUUCUUAUGUGAUACAGAUUCAAACAUUACAAUAUUUAUUUUCUUCUAAGACACAAAAUGUAUUAAUGGAGACCAAAUAGUGAUGCUGUGUCUAUACACUCUUAAAAACAUAAAAAUUAAAAAUAUAUAUACAUUUGUUACAUACAAAAUUGAAACAUUCCAAUAUUGACAUUUGUGCCACCAUUCAUUUGGAGAAGUUUAAAUUGGAAACAAUAAUAGAAGAAAGCUAUUGUAAACCAUAUUUUGACUUAUUGUUACUUUUCCCCCUAAAAUAUAAGAAACUAUGGAAAACUUUUGAAGAAAAUAUUUUCCUUUUGUUCUUUAGUUUUUACUGCAUCCUUUUUAUAUGGGUCAGGACUGAGCACAAUGUACAAAAAUAUGCACAUGUCAGAUCUCUGUCUCUACAUUGAUUCACACGUAGCUCCUGACUUAGAGGGCCUUCUUCCCUUACUGUGUUGGAUAUAUGGAGAGAAGAAUGGGGUACCCGACAAGGAAAAUGGUCUCGAUAAACCUCAGAUCUGAGGGGGGAAUUUUUUGUAUGUGCAUUAUGAAUUGUACACACCAAAGGCUGUUUUGGUUAGUACAGUUUUGGUUUCUUUGAGCAGGAAAUGAUUUUGUGUGUGUGUGUGUGUGUGUGUGUGUGUGUGUGUGUGUAUACACUUCACCAGGUUUCAAUUUUAAAGUGAAUAUUUACUGUGACUCCCUUUUUUCCCCAUACCCCUCCAAACUUUAGUCUGUUAAGUUUCAAGGAUUGCAAAUAGUGUGUUUGAGCAGAAUAACGAGUUUGAACUUUGAUGGUUUCUUUUUAACUUUCUUCAUCACCAUUUAAAUAGACUUAUCUUGAAAUUAAAUUUUAUCAGGCUAUGUUAUUUAUUCAUUUAAUAAACAUGGUUAUUGAAAAUCUGUUGCCUGGCGCCAUCCUAGGUACUGUGGUGAUACUGGUGAACAGGCCAGAGAAAGCAGUUCCCCUCCUCCCAGAGCUGUGGUCCUAGAACGGACCCAGCAGGGCAGCUCUGAGCCUCUGCCACUCCUGCCAGGCGCGUGGGAAGAGGGUCAGUCCUCCUGUGCAAGUAGGUGGCCCAGGAACCUCACUCUGGCACGCACCUUUGGGAAACGAAUCCUUACUGAGGUACGCGGCAGCAGGUGGCUGUUCCCUUGGUAGUUACAUACAUUUCCACACUUUUGUCACAGUUUGAUGUUUAAUUAUUCCGUAAGAAGGAAAAAAAAAUCCAAAGACCAUAAAGUGGCAUUCGAUUUUUGCCAUUUUAGUAAAUUAUUAAUGCCUACUUGAUGCUUAUAAAGAUUAUCUAAUCCUGCAGUCACGUGUAUUUCCAAACUUUGUUUUGCACUGUAUUAUUUUCUAAAGAUUUUUACAUGUAAAUUUAGACUAAUAUUUACCAGUAGGGGAAAAUAAAAUUAGAAAUACUAAUUACCAUUAGUAUUGUGAAUGUUAUAUAUACUACCAUGGUGAAAAUAUUUUUAUCAAUCAUGUUAUUAUUUGCUAUGGUUAAUUUGCCUUAUGAAUGUUGACUCCAGUAGCUUAUUUUUCAAUAACUUUAUUAUUUUAAAACAAAACAAUUCUUUUUUGACACUAAGAUUAUUAAUUUUUAACAACAGUUGGUGGCACUAAAAACCUAAAAGCUUUUCAAGGCUGAAGAAGAGAAAGUAAUUGAAAAAUGUAUCCAAACAUCAAGAAUUUUCAGGACAAUAAAUGAAAAGUAUAAUUGUAUAUUAAAGUUGUAUUUUUCUUCUGGAAUGGAAUCCUUUUUUAAAAUGCAAUAUGGCUGUCCAUUUAGAUUACGAUGAUGAAACUUGCUUAUCUUCCAAAGUUCAUAUAUAUGUAUAUAUAGAUAGGUAGAUAUAGCUAUAUAUAUAUAUAUAUGUGUGUGGAUUGUACAGAUAAUCUCUAAUUUGAUUACAUUGUUCAUUUUGUAAAUAUGUCUCUGUAUAAAAUUAAGCUUUUCAAGAGAAUUCUAUGUAUAUAUUGUACUUAUUAAAUAGGUAAUGCCUGUUUACCC